AUGUGCGUUUACGAGUGUAUGUUCACCGAAUUUGGGAUGAACUUCCCUCUGUCUCCUCUAUUUUUGCAAUUUGCGGCUGAUCGUGGCGUUCCUACGAGUCAACUGACCCACGGCGUGGUUCGCCACAUCGUUUUUACCGAGGCCCUGGCUAGAGCCGCCGGAGUUGUAUUCGACCGUCUCUUAUUUCGAGCACGACCGUCCAGGCGAGCGAGACCGAACGGCGAACUCAAGGAGAAGUUAGGCUGCUGA
This is a messenger RNA of Microthlaspi erraticum, 249 nucleotides long. The record is from the annotation of a GenBank genome assembly. Lineage: Eukaryota; Viridiplantae; Streptophyta; Magnoliopsida; Brassicales; Brassicaceae.